CAAAAUGCGAGCCUUUGGCAAGAUAGCACAUAGCUUGGCGCUGCCUUCGUUUCUCUGGUCACAGUCGUUAGCGUUGAAAAGUCUGUCUCGUGCAAUGUGUACUGCUGUUCCUAAGGAGCGUAAUUUGCAGAUAGGCGGCGUCCAUAAUGUACACUUUAUUGAAGUUGGCCAAGGCAAGGGACUAAUUCUGCUACCUGGCGCGCUUGGUACGGCGUUGACGGACUUCAAACCACAGAUAGAGAAACUACCAAAACUAUUACCGCAACAUAAAAUCAUUGCCUGGGAUCCGCCGGGAUAUGGGAAGUCACGGCCACCGGAAAAAGUGUUUAGCGUCGACUUUUUCGAUCGCGAUGCUGCAGCUGCCCACGAAUUAAUGCAAAAACUAGGUUUCAAGCGAUACAGCGUUCUGGGAUGGAAUGAUGGUGGAAUCACGGGAAUUCUGAUGGCGGCCAACCACCCGGAGCAAGUGGAACAGCUUGUUAUCUGGGGCUCCAACUCAUAUAUUUCGGAGGCAGAAACCAAAAUCUAUGAAGAUAUUCGAGAUGUGCGCAAAUGGUCAGCGCGAAUGCGAGAACCGAUGGAGAAAUUGUAUGGCGUGGAAUACUUUCCAAAGCUGUGGUCAGCCUGGGUCGACGGCUUACUGCAAAUAUAUAACGAACGGAAUGGGGACAUUUGCAGUGACAAACUAAAACAUAUUAAAGCUUCAACGCUCAUCGUGCACGGAGCAAAGGAUCCAAUGAUUAUACCGGAUCAUGUGCCGUAUCUGUUGAACAAUAUUAAAAAUUCCGACUUGCACGUGUUUCCCGAUGGAAAGCAUAACAUACACCUUCGCUAUGCGGAUGAAUUUAACGAAAUUGUAGCAGCGUUUUUAAAACGAAUUCCUUAGGCGCCUUGCAUCAUUAAAUACUCACCUAGCGAGAGUGUUUUCAUCCUACACAGAAUAUCGUUGUUAAAUAUUCUAUUUUAGUGGAUGUGUAAAUCUUGCGAAAUUGUCUGAGACAAAUAGUAUAUAAUUAUUAGUUGUUGAAAAACAAAACUCGCAACUGAUUUCUACUGGUCAACCCAUAGAUUGGAUUCUACAACCGCUAUUCCCUCCUUCCACCGCUUGAUCGAGCGCUUACGUCCACCAUUCGUCAACUUUCUACAGCAAAUGUUUACAGUUAAAUUGACCUU
Molecule: messenger RNA, 1173 nt
Organism: Anopheles cruzii
Lineage: Eukaryota; Metazoa; Arthropoda; Insecta; Diptera; Culicidae
Product: valacyclovir hydrolase
Exons: 3
Coding region: 5-886 (293 amino acids)
Source: RefSeq, a predicted model, not a curated record